Molecule: messenger RNA, 587 nt
Organism: Colletotrichum godetiae
Lineage: Eukaryota; Fungi; Ascomycota; Sordariomycetes; Glomerellales; Glomerellaceae
Exons: 1
Coding region: 159-464 (101 amino acids)
Source: RefSeq, a predicted model, not a curated record
CCCUCCAGAUUGUUACCAUUGGAAAGUGCCAUUUUAACCUUUUGUACACUUACAAUCCAUGGAAAGUAACUACCUGAACUGCCAGGCACCGUCCCUUCCAGGGCCUAUUAUAUCUCACUAUAAGGUAAAGUACGAUGAGGUAAGGUAGGCGCUCGGUGAUGCUUCAACGUCUAUCGUCUUCCACGUCCUUCCAUUCGAUGGAUUCGCGAGGAAUCAAUGACCCGAGCAAAGCAACAACGACGCGAGCCCGCAUCUCUGGAUGCCCCUCGUCAGUCAACAAGGCCCCGGUCUGCCCAUUGCCAAAUCCCUGUCCUUCAAUGCCUGAGAUGCGUCCAGCUCAUCCCGAAGAAGGACCUUGCAUGGCAACGCACCCAGCCAGCCCCCAAGCCAAACAUCUCACCCAGCAAUGUGUCCAGCUCAGCGCUUCCAACGCCAUCCCAUCCUUAUUACACCCCUCUUCAUAAUCCCCAUCUCUACCAGCCAUGAGCCCACGAAUAACUACUCUUCGGCACAGCCACACCUGCCAUAUCUGCUCUUCACAGUACUCCGUGGAAGAAACAGCACGGGUCAAUUCAUCUGCUUUUUAA